AUGAAGAUCCAUAAGAUGAUUCCCAGCCUAUGUACAUGGCAGAUCUCCAUGCUCACUCUUAUCACCAAUAUCCUCUUUGUUAUAUCCACCUCUCCAUCUCCUAACCCUAGCCACCAUGAUCUCUUGGCGCUCUUAUCCCUCAAAUCCCACAUAACAAGUGAUGCACUGUCGUCAUGGGAUGCAGCAAGCAACGACACCAGCAAACCAGUUCCUAAUUUCUGCAAAUGGACUGGCGUGACCUGCGGCGACCGUCGCCACCCUGGCCAUGUCACUGCCAUAGAUCUGCAUGGCUAUGGCCUUGGAGGCACCAUCUCUCAAGACAUCGGCAACCUCACAUACCUCCACUUCAUUGAUCUAUCGUCCAAUAACCUGGUAGGUGAUAUUCCCUCCAGCCUUGGCAAUUGCAGAAGACUUCGUACUAUGAAUUUGAGCAGUAACCACUUGUCUGGUUCUGUCCCUACUCCUCUGGGUCACCUAUCAAAGCUCAAAAUUUUCAAUGUCAACAACAACAAUCUGACUGGUGAAAUUCCCACGACACUAUUUAAUGUCACAACGCUAAUGAUCCUUAGAAUUGGGGGAAACUCCUUUCAGGGCCAAAUCCCCAGCUGGUUGAGCAACCUAACAUCAUUGACUGAUUUGUAUCUUGUGAAUAACAACUUCAGUGGCAACAUCCCUGCAGAUUUAUGUAAGUUAAGUAACCUCACAACGUUUGAUGUAAUGAAUAACAAGCUUGACGGCCCUGUUCCUCCAUCACUCUUCAAUAUUUCGUCCAUCACUACCUUAGGUCUUGACAUGAACCAGCUUACAGGAUCACUGCCACUUGAUAUUGGCUUUAAGCUUCCCAAGCUAUAUGCUUUGGCCACAUAUUACAAUUACUUUGAGGGUCCAAUACCAGCCUCCUUAUCAAAUGCAUCUGAACUCCAAUAUCUGAUUCUUCGUGGAAACCGAUAUCAUGGUUUGAUCCCACGGACAUUGGUAUUCACGAUUGGGCACUUGAAGAGCCUCGGCACAAUGGACCUCUCAAUGAAUAAGCUAGAUGGUGAAAUCCCAGAGGCUAUUGAGGGUUGUGUCCAACUGCGAUUCCUAUACUUACAAGGAAAUCUACUGCAAGAGCAAAUCCCAAAAGGGUUGAAUACUCUGGGAGUGCUUGAAAAAUUGGAUCUCUCGAGCAAUAACUUAACAGGACCCAUACCCAAAUUUCUAGAGGGCAUUAGAUCUCUAAGCUAUCUAAACCUGUCCUUCAAUAACCUAUCUGGUCCUGUGCCAGAUGCAGGUGUCUUUUCUAAUUCCACUAUAUUGUCGGUCACAGGUAACACCAUGCUAUGUGGUGGUCCUCCAUUCUUGCAACUCCAUUCAUGCCCAUCUAUACCUUCUCACAAGGCUUCACCGCAUCGAUUGCACAUAUUUAUCUUUGGAGCUAUUGGAUUAUUCAUCUUUUGUGUAUGCUCCGUAACUGCUUAUUGCUUUAUUAAGAGAAGGACCACAUCAACUUUUGUUCAUCAUGAGCACCUAUUCUUUAAUGAGGAGCAUGAGAGAAUAUCCUAUGCCGAGCUACAUAAAGCAACAGGAUCAUUCUCUCCAGCAAAUUUGAUUGGUUCUGGAAGCUCUGGCAAAGUGUACUUUGGAAAUUUAACUUUUGGUGAGAAUUUAGCUACCGUAGCAAUCAAGGUUCUUGAUCUUGGACAACAAAGAGCCAGUAGAAGCUUUUUAGCUGAGUGUAAUGCUCUAAAGAGGAUCCACCACCGGAAAUUGGUGAAGGUGAUCACCGUGUGCAGUGGCUUCGACCAUAAUGGUAAUGAAUUCAAGGCACUUGUCCUAGAAUAUAUUUGCAAUGGGAGUUUAGAUGACUGGCUGCAUCCAGACAAAAUGACAAAUAGCAAGAUCAGAAGAAAUCUAAGUUUGAUGAAAAGACUCAACAUUGCUCUUGACGUUGCAGAGGCAUUGGAAUAUCUUCACGAUCAUAUUGAUCCACGGAUAGUUCAUUGUGACAUUAAACCAAGCAACAUACUUCUAGAUGAUGAUUUGGUUGGACAUGUUACAGACUUCGGUUUAGCAAAGAUAAUGUCGUCUGAAGCAGGCAGGAAAAACCAUCAUGAAACUGAAGGCAGCUCAUUUGCAGUUAAAGGCACAAUUGGAUAUAUCCCCCCAGAGUAUGGAUCAGGAUGUGAUGUCUCCACGGAUGGUGAUACAUAUAGCUACGGGGUACUCCUGUUAGAAAUGUUUACUGGAAGAAGGCCAACUGACAGUUUCAACGAUGGCGUGCCAAAUCUUGUCAGCUUUGUUAAGAUGGCUUAUCCUAUUAAUCUACUAGAGAUACUUGAUGUUACUGCAUCAUACAGUAGAAACACAGACACCCAAGCUAUCCUAGAUAUUCUCGUUUAUCCAAUAUUUAGAGUUGCUUUAGCAUGUUGCAAUGACUCACCAAGACAAAGAAUGAAGAUGCACGACAUAGUGGAGGAGUUGAAUGCUAUAAAAAUGGCAUGCGCUGUUCAGAUGCCGUACUCAUAA
Miscanthus lutarioriparius is the source of this 2508-nucleotide messenger RNA. The record is from the annotation of a GenBank genome assembly. Lineage: Eukaryota; Viridiplantae; Streptophyta; Magnoliopsida; Poales; Poaceae.